Pomacea canaliculata is the source of this 3188-nucleotide messenger RNA. RefSeq lists its product as uncharacterized. The transcript has 19 exons. Lineage: Eukaryota; Metazoa; Mollusca; Gastropoda; Architaenioglossa; Ampullariidae. The coding region runs from base 53 to 2371 and encodes 772 amino acids. Gene Ontology annotation, molecular function: zinc ion binding; oxidoreductase activity, acting on the CH-OH group of donors, NAD or NADP as acceptor. The record is from RefSeq and is a predicted model, not a curated record.
CCGCGAGAUGGAGGGACAUUUCAGUCACUGCUGCAGGUGACGAGAGGAGGACAUGGCGGAGAGCAACCUGUGUGCAGUGCUGUGGCAGGAGGGACCUGCGAGUGGUGAGGAUGUGUCCUGUGAGGCCAGUGAAGGAUGUGGAAACGUGUGUGAGGAAAGCAGAGCAGUACCACAAGCUGGCCCCGGGGAAUUGCAGAUAAGAGUCCAAGCUGUAGGUAUUUGCGGGUCGGAUGUGUCACUAUGGAAGAACGCAGCCAUUGGACAGACCGCCCUCAAGGAUCCCCUGGUCCUGGGUCACGAACCCUGCGGGACGGUGGCUGGUGUGGGUCCUGGCGUCACGGGCUUCGCUGUCGGGGACUUGGUUGCAAUGAGUCCAAACAUCUCGUGCUACACCUGUAGGCCCUGUCGGGAGGGGCGGCAGAAUCUCUGUGACAACCGCACUAAGAUGGCCACGCCCCCCACCGAUGGCUGCAUCGCUAACUUCAUCGUUUGGCCCUCUCGUCUGUGCUACAAGUUGCCUCCAGGCAUCACCCCUAAUGAAGGCGCGUUCAUUCAGCCCAUAGCUUUGGCAUUGCACGGAUGUCAAAUGGCAGGAAUCAGGCCUGGUCAUCGUGUCCUUAUUUGUGGGGCAGGCCCCCUGGGGAUGUCGAUGGCGAUGGUUGCCCACGUGAGCGGAGCUUCCAAACUGUGCUUUACAGACAUCAACGAAGAAAGACUCAAGUUUCUGGCGAGUGUGACCAAGGGCUCUACAGUACACGUGCAAGGAGAGACUCCGGAAGACACUGCAGAGCGCGUGAAGAAGGAGCUGGGAGGGUUCGCUGACGUCACCUUAGAGUGCAGCGCCGCCCCUACUUCAAUCGCAGUGUCCUUUUACGCCACAAAGCUAGGAGGCUGUGUGUUGCUGGCGGGCAUCAGCCCUGAUGCGGAGACCAAGAUACCUCUGAGGUCCAUCACCGCAAAGGAACUGAACGUCAAAGGAAUGUUUCGAUUUGCCAACGACUACGAAACUGCUGUGGAGCUGAUCAGCUCGAGGGCCAUUGAUGCCAGACCGUUAGUGACGCACACCUUUCCGCUAGAAAACGUCACUGAAGCCUUCGAGGCUGCUGCCAGAGGGGAAAGUGGGAAAAUUGUCAUCCAGUGUUCCAAAGAUUCAAAAGAAUCUAGUAGCCGGGAUGAAGCCGCGUAUAAACCUCACGACUGUGUAUUUAUGUUCAUUACAGGGCAUCUUUGGAUUCAGAAACAUCGUAAUAAGUACAAAGGAGGGAACAUCCGGGCAUCUGUAAUUUCCAGCCGCCGGGUAACCGCCACAAUGGCUCAAGUUAACCUUUGCGCUGUUUUGUACGGCAAACGGGACCUGCGCAUGGAAAAUCAACCAAUUCCCCAACCUGGACCAAACGAACUGCAGAUUCGGAUGUUAGUUGUGGGCAUCUGCGGAUCGGACGUGGGGAUGUGGGAGGGCGCCAUGAGCCCGGGAACCACUCUCCCUAUAAUGGAUCCUAUAGUGUUGGGACAUGAACCGUGUGGCGUCGUGUGCGGCUUGGGAUUCUCUGUCUCCGGCUUUGCUAUUGGUGACAAGGUGACCAUGGAUCCAAACCUUAGCUGCAGGGCGUGUCGCACGUGCAAGUCAGGUCGCCAUAACCUGUGCGAGAAGGGCAUCGCCAUGAUGACGGAGCACCCCACUGAUGGCUGUCUCUCCAACUACAUCGUGUGGCCAGCAGACCUCUGCUAUCGACUUACCCCAGGAAUGACCGCGGUGGAAGGGGCCUUAGUGCAACCCUUGGCUUGUGCGUUGCAUGCGUGUCAAAGGGCAAAGGUCGCGCCGGGUGAUCGUGUGUUGAUUUGUGGUGCAGGUCCACUGGGAACGAUGGUGGUGAAGGCCGCAGGAGCUCUCGGGGCCAGCCACAUCUGCGUGACAGAUAUUAAAGAGGAACGCCUCCAGCUGCUGGCACGUCACAGCUUGUGCGCAUCAGUGCACGUGCAAGAGAGCUUCACGAAUGAAAGCAUCAAGCACGUGACUGACGCCUUGGGUGGUCCUGCUGACGUAACGAUAGAAUGUUCUGGUUCACCGUCGGCCAUCAGACUGGCCAUCCAUGUUACCAGACCAGGGGGAUGUGUAUUGCUGGCUGGUAUUGGCGACAAUGAAGUCCAGAUACCGUUGCGGUUGGCUGCUACCAACGAGAUUGACCUCAAAGGCAUUUUGAGAUAUCCGCCUAACAGGUUCACACAAGCCUUGGAGCUGAUCAGUGCAGGAGUCAUUGAAGUGAAGCCACUAGUAAAACACAGUUUUCCCCUGGAGAAAGCUCGAGAGGCCUUGGAAAUGGCGGCUAGACGAGAUGGAGGGAAGAUCGUAGUGGAAUGUUUUAAAGAGUAAUGGUGAUGGACAUCAAGUAUAAAUAUCAGGGACAGUGAAGCACACAAACAUACACAUAGAGCUGAGAGUUUGUUGUGGCAACGGAUUUCUGAAAUUGUUUUUUAUUUUUAAAACUCGCACACACGCACGCAAACACAUGAUGUGGCAACUACAUUCCUGUUAGGUAACAAAUCUCUCAUUUUAAUGUCUGAUUGUAAACUUUUCAACAGCAACCAAGUGUCUUUCGCCAUCGCGGCCAACUGUGUUUAUCAUCCUGAUUAUCGUGAACUUCAUGUACGGAAACAUUGAAAUAUAUUUACCUCCAAUAAAUUGAGUUCUUUUGUGUGAAAUAAGUGAUGUCAUUUAUAAGAUUAUACCGAGUAAAAAAUGCAUGGCUGUCUAUUUUGAUUACAAGGACUUUUUGCACCGAGAAAACUCGUGAUGAGGGAAGAAGAAAAACAUCCGAGGUUCUCUCAUUCUUCCUGCUCACAGGCAAACAAACUAUUCUGGCUGUAAACAAUCUUUGCAAAGAGUUUUUUGUACGGUAAAUAGGAUUUACGAUUCGUCUGUAACCACUGCCUCAUAUCUUUCUUUGCAACUGUUGACUCAAAACAAGCAGCAAAGAAAUAUAGAUAAGACUGAAGAUGUCAUCUGUUGUAAGAACAUUAUUAGUUUACCCUUUCUGUCUAAGUUCGAGGUGGCGAUGCUGUUAUCCACUUUGUAUCUUCAGAAAGAAAUUCGGGUUUUACUGUCAAUCCAAUCUACUGAUAUUUUUGUUUGUUCUUGUUUUGUCAAAAUAAGUUAUUGUAAUUCUGUAUCUAAUAAAAAAGGAAAACAA